CUCCUUUUUAGGGACAAACAACAUAAUAAUAAAAACAAUAAUUAACACACACAAAAUACUUAUUACUAUAAAUAUUAUAAUUUUUAUCAUUUAAUUCCUCAGAUCCGAUUAUGCCAAACAAACUCCUGUAGAAGAAGCCAGGGUUUUAUUUCCUCAAACAACAAAACCAGAGGAUAGAGAGAGAUUCAAGGCAUUUCAAUGCGGUGACCUAAGCUUCCAGUCAAUUCCUCGACGAAUCAUCUCUGCCGGGAUUUCUACUCCGCCGGCGACGAUGGCGUCUGACUUGCCUAUGAGCCCUCAGUUGGAGCAGAUUCACGGUGAAAUUCGCGACAAUUUCCGAGCUCUUGCAAAUGGAUUCCAGAGACUGGAUAAGAUCAAGGAUUCCAACAGACAAAGCAAACAGCUGGAGGAACUUACUGGGAAGAUGAGGGAGUGUAAAAGAUUGAUUAAAGAAUUUGAUCGUGAACUUAAAGAUGAGGAAGGUAAAAAUCCUCCUGAAGUAAAUAAGCAACUCAAUGAUGAGAAGCAAUCUAUGAUCAAAGAGCUGAAUUCUUAUGUGGCAUUGAGAAAAACGUUUAUGAAUAGCCUUGGCAAUAAGAAAGUUGAACUUUUCGAUAUGGGAGCAGGAGUAAGUGAACCAACAGCUAAUGACAAUGUUCAAGUGGCAUCAUCCAUGUCGAAUCAAGAACUUAUAAAUGCUGGGAUGAAGAGGAUGGAUGAAACCGACCAGGCAAUAGAACGCUCUAAACAGGUCGUUCAACAAACAGUGGAAGUGGGAACUCAAACGGCUUCUACCUUGAAGGGCCAAACUGAACAAAUGGGCCGCAUUGUUAAUGAGCUGGACACAAUUCAGUUCUCUAUUAAGAAGGCCUCCCAGCUAGUGAAGGAGAUCGGGAGGCAGGUGGCUACAGAUAAGUGCAUAAUGCUGUUUCUUUUUCUCAUUGUCUGUGGUGUAAUAGCCAUUAUUAUUGUGAAGAUUGUCAACCCCAAUAACAAGGAUAUCCGGGACAUUCCUGGAUUGGCACCACCUGCUCCAGCAAGGAGGCUGUUAUAUCUAAGAACUCCAGAGCCUUUUCAGUAGACUGAACUUUUCUGAUGAUUAUGUUUAGGAGUCCAAUUUUUAUGGUGUGUAUUCUAAGAGAUGGCUGUCUGGAUGAAAAUACAACUGUUUGUGGGCAUCUAUCGGCUCUUCCUUUCCUUUCCUAUUUAUUCCUUCUCACCUAUUAUGUGCAUAUCUUGUUUGUGGUAUUGUGUAAAUGAUAUGCGAGCAGGCUUUCCAUUGUUUUGAAUACGAUGCCAUGUUUUCUUUUUUCUUGUUACCAUUCAAGAUUGUUGUAAUGUUAGAAAGAGAAUAAUAUACUCGGCUUUGGGAUGUUUUUACGGUUA
Carica papaya (papaya) is the source of this 1386-nucleotide messenger RNA. RefSeq names its product putative plant SNARE 13. The record is from RefSeq and is a predicted model, not a curated record. Gene Ontology annotation, biological process: vesicle fusion. Gene Ontology annotation, molecular function: SNAP receptor activity; SNARE binding. Gene Ontology annotation, cellular component: endoplasmic reticulum membrane; late endosome membrane; ER to Golgi transport vesicle membrane. NCBI's taxonomy places the organism in Eukaryota, Viridiplantae, Streptophyta, Magnoliopsida, Brassicales, Caricaceae.